CACGCGCAGGGAGUCGGCCGCCGUAAAGCGAGGCGGGGAAGAUGGCGGCGCGCUGCGCGGGAGGUGCAGGUAGCGCCUGGGUGCGGGGGCUCCUCGGCUGGAUGCGGCCGGAGAGGUGGUUUGCAGCUGGUAGCUUUUUCCCGCUGUCGUGCAUCCACACAAGUACAUCCCUGCAGAAACUUGGGAAGUGGGAGAAAAAGAACAGGAUUGUUUACCCUCCUCAGCUGCCUGGGGAACCUCGGAGACCAGCCGAAAUAUAUCAUUGUCGGAGGGAAAUAAAAUACAGCAAAGAUAAGAUGUGGUAUCUGGCAAAACUGAUUAAAGGAAUGUCCAUUGAUCAAGCUCUUGCUCAGUUGGAAUUCAAUGAUAAAAAGGGAGCGAAGGUGAUCAAAGAGGUUCUCCUAGAGGCUCAGGAAAUGGCAGUAAAAAAUCACAAUGUGGAAUUCAAAUCAAAUUUAUAUAUAGCUGAGUCACUGGCAGGCAAAGGCCAUUAUACAAAACGGAUCCGUUACCAUGGGAGAGGCAUGUUUGGCAUCAUGAAAAUCGUCAAGUGCCACUAUUUUGUGAAGCUGGUGGAAGGGCUUCCUCCUCCUCCAGAGCCACGAAAGACUGGUUUUGACCAAGCAAAAGAAUACGUGCAACAGCUGCGCAAUAGAACCCUUGUUCACACACUGUGAUGGACUUUUGUGACUGUAUAGGUAUUUCUUGUUUGACAAAGUAAUUAUGUAAAAUAAACCUAAAACAUGUUUUUAUUUUUUUUUUUGUUGCUGUUGGAGCUGAAUGAUGCAAGAAUGAUCACAGAUCUCUUAUUUGUCAAGCCUGAGGUGUGCAAAAAUGUUGGAAGAGCAGCAGCAGAUUCAACAGAUGUUACUUUUUUUGUUACUUGGACUACAGCUUUCAACUUCUGUGCUAUCAAAUCCAGAGGAAACACUGCACUUAAAACUUGUUGGGAAUUUUGUCAUGCAGUUCCUGCAACUCUGUUAUGUACGUUCAGGUCCUUUAUUGUAGAAGUGUACAAUCGGUUGCAGGGUCACGAGUUGGAGUAAACUUACCAGAAUUGGACAUUGGAAAGUAGCCACAACAGUUCAACAUAACUGACAUCAAUCUUGGAUUAUCAGGCAUCAAUUAAUGAUUCCUUUAUCUGGGCUGUAAUGCCACCUCCUUACUGUCUCUGUUGUGCACUGUAGGCACUGUGGGGAGUGAAAAAUUCCAAGUUCAGAUUUUGGCGGUGUCAGUAGGUGGCAAUGUUUAGUUUGUCAGGGAGGGACGUGGUAGUGAAAACUUGCAGCACAUUGAAACCUGAGUUCUGACCGUGGCAUUAAUAGUCUGAUAUGUGUGUGGAGUUCAUGCUGUUCUCUGUGGAAACUCAAUAUGAGUAGUGGAGAGUGAACUAAUUAUACUGUCUGGGAACAAAUUGCUUUUGUAAUGUUGAGGGAAGUAAAAUGCUGUAUGGAUUUAAUGUGGAAUGGCUUGUUGCAUACAUGAUCCAGACUUCCAGUUCUCUGGAAAAACAAACAAAAAAAAACCCCAUAUUCUAUUUUUAUCAUUAAUUAAGGGAAAAAGUAGUGAAAACAUCUUCACACUGUCAUGUUUUCACCCAGGUGAAAAUCAGAUCAUGGACAUUGGCAUAAAAAGAAUUAUAGUUGCUUGUUUAUGAAAAUGUCUGAUAUUUAGACCUUUUCAUUCUGAGAGCAUUAGAGUGGAAGAUUGAUUGCUUACCUCAUUUGGGUCUUUUUACCACACUGACUGAAAAUUUCAUCAGUGCUUGAAUAAUGGUAAAGGGACAGUUUGUAAGGAAACAAAUUCUUAGCUGUCCUAAUGGAAGUGGCCUGCAGCUGUUUCUUUUGGCUCCCAGAGAAGCAAUCUUACAGUACAAGAGUGUUAGGGGAUUGUGAAGUUACACAAAUACGUACAUGGCUCCUACUACUAAUGGUGCUUAUUUGCCCUCUGUUCGUCCAUGGUGUGCUUGCAGGCUCAGUACUUGUUCUGAUGGAGGAUUGUCAGUGAUCUGGGAAAAGAUUAAAGAAUUGCAAGAUAAUCCAUACUUAACAGCACUCGUGAUUUAAGCAUGUAAAACCUGACUUCUAGAUAACCUCUUUCAGGAGAAAGCUGUGUAUUUCCCUUCGAAUCUCUUUGGACCUCCAGACAAGAUUGUAUAAUUGCUCUGGUUUUCUCAGAAAACUGAAAGAGAAGUGAGAAUGUUGCUGAUGUCUUUUCCACCUUCAUGAUGCAGCUGGUGGCCCUGACACUUCCUUAAAUGGCCUUCAGUCAAAAGGCAAGAUGCAACCACAGAAGUGGUUGUUGCUUGUCAUUUCUGUCAUCUUCCUCAAAACAAAAAAUAGCAACGCUUUUUUUGGCCAUGCUUUACAGGCCCCAUCUUAUCUGCUUCUUCCUUAUGAAUGAUGUGUAACAUAGUGGAUCCUUAUGGUAUUGGCCAAGGAAGAUCCACAUCCUUGGCUGUAACAGUACAGGGAGGUCUGGUGAGAUACAGAGCUUGAACUGCCUUGAUUCCUCCCCUUUGCUUAUAGGAGGGUAGAAGUGUCUGAAGUGAUUUAUGGAGCCUGCCUGGAUCUUGAUUUCAGUACAACCUAAUGAUAAAACUGUCAAGUUUUAAAUAAAUAAUAAAACUGUUUUUUAUUUA
Molecule: messenger RNA, 2641 nt
Organism: Meleagris gallopavo (turkey)
Lineage: Eukaryota; Metazoa; Chordata; Aves; Galliformes; Phasianidae
Gene: MRPL22
Product: mitochondrial ribosomal protein L22
Biological process (GO): translation
Cellular component (GO): mitochondrial large ribosomal subunit; ribosome
Molecular function (GO): structural constituent of ribosome
Source: RefSeq, a predicted model, not a curated record